This is a messenger RNA of Polypterus senegalus (gray bichir), 5540 nucleotides long. It is a transcript of the gene ubxn7, whose product is annotated as UBX domain protein 7. The record is from RefSeq and is a predicted model, not a curated record. The transcript has 11 exons. Gene Ontology annotation, biological process: proteasome-mediated ubiquitin-dependent protein catabolic process. The coding region runs from base 6 to 1538 and encodes 510 amino acids. Gene Ontology annotation, cellular component: nucleus. Gene Ontology annotation, molecular function: ubiquitin binding. Lineage: Eukaryota; Metazoa; Chordata; Cladistia; Polypteriformes; Polypteridae.
UGCGCAUGCGUUUUAGUGUGUUGUUUUUCGGCAGGAGCAGUAAGAUGGCGGCGCGCGGGGACAGUUCAACUCCGGGACUGAAGGGGUUAAUUCAGCAGUUUACAGCCAUAACUGGUGCUACAGAAAGUGUGGGGACGCAUAUGCUGGAAGCAUGUAACAACAAUCUAGAGAUGGCUGUUACCAUGUUCCUAGAUGGAGGUGGAAUUGCAGAAGAACCAAGUACCAGCUCUGCAGGGACAUCAGUUAGUAGAGCAGUACCAUCUGAGGAUGAAGUUCGAGCUCCAAUUCCUCAGAAGCAGGAAAUACUGGUCGAACCAGAACCUCUUUUUGGUGUUCCUAAACGACGGAGGCCCACCAGGUCCAUAUUUGAUGGGUUUCGGGAUUUCCAGACAGAAACAAUUCGUCAGGAGCAAGAACUUCGGAAUGGAGGUACAGUGGAUAAAAAACUGAGCACACUUGCAGAUCUCUUUAGACCACCUAUAGACCUCAUGCAUAAGGGCAGCUUUGAGACAGCAAAGGAGUGUGGUCAAAUGGAGAAUAAGUGGCUGAUGAUAAAUAUCCAAAACGUGCAGGAUUUCUCUUGCCAGUGCCUAAAUCGAGAUGUAUGGAGUAAUGAAGCCGUCAAAACUAUAAUUCGUGAACACUUUGUCUUUUGGCAGGUGUACCAUGACAGUGAAGAGGGACAGAGAUAUAUACAAUUCUACAAACUAAAUGAAUUUCCUUAUAUUUCAAUCCUUGACCCAAGGACAGGUCAGAAACUUGUUGAAUGGCACCAGCUUGAUGUGAAUUCCUUCCUGGAACAAGUUACUGGGUUUCUUACUGAACAUGGACAGCUGGAUGGUCUGUCCAGUAGCCCACCUAAGAAGCGCAUGAGAUCUGAAAGUCUAAUUGAUGCCAGUGAAGACAGCCAACUUGAAGCUGCAAUUCGUGCCUCAUUACAGGAAACACAUUAUGAGUCAAGUCAGCAAAAUGUUCAUUCAGAAGAGGAGUCAGAUGCAGAGCCAUUUUCAGACAGUGAAGGACUUAUCUCAGUAGAUGGUUCAGAUGAUGACGUUCUAGAAGACCAUCCAGAGAACCUCCAGCAAGACAAUCUCCUAAAAUCAAAGAAAUCUGUCAAUAAGGAGGCCAUCCAUCGAAAGGAGGAGAGUAAAAAAAAUCAUUUGGAACUCCCAUGUAGGACUGAGUCACCACACAACAGUAGUGUAAUUGUAAAUCACAAGUUGGGAUCUCCAGAUAUUGCUGUAAAACCAGAGAGACGGGAACAGACAUGCUAUCCAGACGUUGUACAGGAUAAUGGUCCAAAGGCAAGACUGAUGCUGCGGUAUCCAGAUGGACAAAGAGAACAGAUUUCUUUACCAGCACAAGCAAAACUCAUGUCUUUGGUGAAGCAUGUUCAGUCCAAGGGCUAUCCCAAUGAACGUUUUGAGCUUGUUACCAAUUUUCCACGAAGAAAGCUUUCUCAUUUGGACUAUGAUAUCACGUUGCAAGAAGCUGGUCUUUGCCCUCAAGAGACUGUCUUUGUACAAGAAAGGAAUUAACAAGACUGCAGUGUUACACAGGAAUGUAGUAGCCAGACUUAACAUGGAAAUGGUGGCUUUACUGUGCAAAUUGUAAUUUGCACUUUAUUUCCUUGACCUCUGGUUUACUGCUUACUAACAAAAAGGGGGAAAAUAAAAGGAAGCUCAUAUGUGGCCUACAGUUGCAGCAGUCUUGAUGUGGAUAUAAGCAUCAUUUAAAAGACACUCUUAACUAAUCUAGGUCCUUUGAUCUGUUUUGAAAAAAUCUUUCUUUAGUAAUGUGUCCUUUUUAAAAAAAGCAAAAGAACAAACAGCUACUCUUGAUCUGGAUGUUUUGAAGUGACUUUUAUUAUAUAUGAUUGUUUAUAAGAUCUCUUGAAAAUUUAUUCCCAAUUAAGUAAUACUGAAAAAAGAGUGGACUCUCAGUCUGUGACUAAAAUGGAAAACAAUGGGUAUACUGCAGUGAACUGGCACCAUGAUGAAUAAAUAGUUGCACAAUAAGAUGUCAACGUAGUGUGUCAAAUAUGAAUUGGUCUACGUCAGAUCUUAUAGUAAAACAUCAAAGCUCCGAUGAAUGCCCCUUUGCUGGUCUUUGGAUAAAAUAUUAUAGAAAUACUGAAGAGCAGAUAUCAACAGAAAAACAAACAAUAGUCCAUGAAUAAAAUGGUAGGACAUCAUUAUGUAAAAGUGAGGAAACAAAGAAGAUCUAUGUUAAUGUAACUGUUUUUAUUUUUUUGCCUCAACCAUAAUCCAGCAAAAGCAUCUACAAUAUGUACACCAUUCAGCUGUAUAUUGGUAUUGAUGAUGCAGUUCUGGUUUCAAAAGUAAAUUAUAAAGUCAGUUUCUUUCUUACUUAUUUUCAGUUCUAAGUAAAAUUAAUUUGCAAAGUUCCUUCCAUGCCCACUUCAGAGAUUAAGUUGAAACAUCUACUGUCUGGCUGUUGUAAAUAUAUUUUUAAAUGGUAAUCAUUUUUUAGAGGAUAAAAAGCAAUGAUCACCAAAGGAAUAUUAUUUUUCCAGAAUAUUUUUUUUGUAAGUUUGCAAACCAGAGUUCUUGCAUUUGGCGAUUCAUGAUAAUAAUGUAAAUUCAGUUUUAUCCUUCUUAACAUAUUCAUUACUGUGCCUUUUUAGUACCUUGUUUUAACAUACAUAGUGAGUCAAAGAGUGUUAUUUAUGUUGGGGAUUCCAGUAUCCCAACAAUUUUCUGGUCUGUUGUUUAUUGAAAAAGGUGGAAUAUGCUUUCAAUAGAUAACCUAUAGAAAAGUUACACAAGUUCUGUCACAAGCAUGAUGGAUCGUUCAUUCUUACAGGACCAUUUUGGUUCCAAUUGACUUGUCUUAUUGUUACCAGUGUAAUUUUGUUUUGGGAAGUAUGAUUAAAAUGUACUUCAAAUGAAAUAUACUUAGAAAAUGUCACAGUUGGCUGCUUCUUCAGAUGUUUAUUCCAGUUAAAGUUCUUGGAUUCAUUAGUAAAUUCAUUUUAAAAUUCAUUUAUAUAUAUUUCCUUUUAAAGAUAUAAACAUUGCCAUAAAGAAUAAAUACAUUAAUAAUUAUUAUAAUAAACUUUUUCUCCGUUUAUACAGUAUGUGUGCUUUUCAUAGCACUAAAAUGGGGAUGAUGUUCAGUAGGCUAAUGAAAGUAUUAGCUUUGCAUUGUUUUUUCUCCAUAAUAAAAAAUUACUAAGCUGCUGCCAUGUAUUGUUGUUUUACAGUAUAUCAGGAUAUGAGGCUUGGUAAUGUUUUCUUCCCUAGCCUCUAAAUUAUUUUCACUCUGUUAAUCUGCUUGUGGAUGGCUUUAGAUUUCCUGCCCCCCUUUAAUGAAUUGACUUGAGACAUUCCAUUUUUUUCAUCCAUUUUCCCAAAGUUUUAGGUAAAAUAGCUUUGACAUAAUACCAGAAUGGGUAUUCUGCCCUGGUAUUAAUAAAAAAGUAUAUUGUAAAAUCCAGCAGAUUGCUGACAGAAAGGGUUACAACGCCCUAAUUAUGCAAAAAGCAUUUCCAUAUCAACUUUCUACUCAUGAUGUAUUUGUCUAAUCAUAUGUACAGAAAUAAGAGUGUUUACUUGUAAUUGUACUCAAAUUAAAUGUACUAAUUUUGAAAAUGAAAUUCAGGGAUAAAUUAUUUACACCAGGCAUUCAUUCCUGAUUUUAGUGACUUCAUUUUAGUUUUAAAUGACUGUCAUUUUACAGAUUAAAUUGUAAUUAGAAUAAUGGUCAAAACAAUUUGAAUAUUUGUAUUUGUUGUCUAAAAACAUAAUGUUUACAAAUUUUCAAAACUGUAUUUAUCUUUAUCAGAAACAUUUGCAUGAUUGUCUUGCAUGCAGGAUUUCUGACUGUUAAUUGGCGCAGUAUAAGAAAGUGUUGGUAUGUGCUGCAACCAGGGUUGGUUCCUGCCUUGCUCUCUAUGCUCCCAGGACAAGCUCCAGUUCUGCACAGCCCUGAACUGGAUUAAGCAGUUUUAAUGAUGGAAGAAUGAAAUAAUAGACAAAAAAUUGGUGAGUUGUAUCCGUUUGCAGUUUGAAUGAAUUAAUUGUAGUGCUUUUUUUUUUUUUUUAAUAUAUAAGCUGAGAUAAUACAUUUUAAAAAGUUAAUUGCAUUCUUUUGUAAAAUUUGCAUUCCAUUAUAAUCAGGCUAAUGAGAAACUUGUACACUUUUUGAUUAAUUUUUGUCAUUUUGAAUAAUAAUAAUAUUUUAAAUGCCAGUGCAAGAACUUUGGCAAGCUGUCUUUCAAAAACAAAGCAAUAUGUUGAAAUUAACAUGCCAAGCAUGUGUUUAAAGUUCUUUACGUUGAAUUUUCAUAAUCUUUUCUAAAUAUUUGUCUUUUUCCACCCUUUAAUAUAUUAAUGUUUAAUCUCUUCAAAAAUACCUUGCAUUAUUCAUGAACUUGACAUCAAGUUGUCUGGUGAGCAGUACUGUGAUAACAACAUAUUAUAUAACAUGUUCCUGAAAUAUGACAUUAUGUAUACUCUUUCUGCUUUUUGAGUUCUGUCAUGGGGAUAAACAGAAUUUCUUCAGUUUUCUAUCUCAAAAAAGUAUGUAACUUUGUUGAGCUGUCCAUUUUCUAGACACUGUAAGCACAAUAAGGAGUGCAGUUGCCCAAUGUUUGGACGCUGUCCUUAAAUUCAAGGUUUGAUGCCUUGUAUUCACCCCUUGAUUGAGGAACUUUCCUAUGAUGCUUCUGCACUUAAAUGCUGCCCAGUUAUAUCAAAUUGCAACUCUAAAUUCCCUGUGUAUGUCUGUGCUUGUUUUUUGCCUCAUUUUAAUGUGAUGACCCAUAUAGGCAUUCUCUUUAUGUAACUGGAAGGAUUAAAGCAGAAUUGGAAUAAACAAUUGAAAGAUGCAAAUUUGUGCUAAAAUGUACAUUGCAUAAAUGUUUUGUGAGAAAAAAAAACAACUUUUUUUUCCAAAUUAAGGAGAAGUUUGAAUUAGAAAUUUUUGUUGGUAGCUAGUCUAUUCUCAGGGGAUUCCUUUUUAUAAAUUGUUAAAUAUUUCACAAUGUCACAGAUGUGUUAGUGAAUUAACUUACUAUAUUUAAAAAGUUAUUAAACCAUGCACAGAAAUGUACAUUUCUUAAGCAACAUGAACAGUCCUUAUACGGUUGUGCCAUAUGCAAGAGUAAUAUUAUGUUGUUUCAUCACAUUGUGACAUUUUUCAGAAUGGGGAUUUGUUAGUCAUAUUUGCUUUACACCCUUAGAUCUCUUAUCCCCUUUUCAUUUAUUUGGGGAGUGCAAAUACUGUAUUUGUAAAUGCAGUGCAUCUCUUUCUCUGACUCAGGUUAGCUUAUAUUUUAUGUAAGAAAUUCUGUGCAUCUUGGGUAUGUCGCUAAAACUGUGCAUUGCAAAUUUAGCAGUUCAGAAAUAGCCCCCUGACACCCCUUUCCCUUCCAAAUAGUAAAAUAAUUAAAACUUAAGUACAACUUCUCUCGAAAAGCUUCUGGAGAGUUCAGAUGUUUAAGUUGUCAUACAGGUGACCAGUACAGCUUUUUUGGAAGAAUUUUAGGAGUUGACAUUCUGUCAUUUUUUUUUUUU